Molecule: messenger RNA, 495 nt
Organism: Solanum tuberosum (potato)
Lineage: Eukaryota; Viridiplantae; Streptophyta; Magnoliopsida; Solanales; Solanaceae
Product: E3 ubiquitin-protein ligase SDIR1-like
Exons: 1
Coding region: 1-495 (164 amino acids)
Biological process (GO): protein ubiquitination
Cellular component (GO): cytoplasm
Molecular function (GO): ubiquitin protein ligase activity
Source: RefSeq, a predicted model, not a curated record
AUGACCACUUUAUCUCCAAUCGUUAUUCAUCUUUCUGAUAUCAAGCUCUAUGAUAGACUCGAUUACAUUAUAUCAGAAUUGCUAAAGGAUUUUAAGGCCGAGUUUGAAGAUCAACAUCAUGAUAUAGUUGAACAAACAACUAAUAAGUUGCAAACCUUCAUGAUGACUACUGAGAUUAUGUCAAAGGUAUGUGUGAUUAUAGCAUUAACGAUUGAUCAAUAUUGCGAUGGUAGAAUUUUGUUAGCAUUGGAAGAAUCAUCAUCUGUGGUUGGAAUGGUACCGGCUAGUAAAUCAUCAAUAGAGUUGCUAGAGACGAUUGAAACUGAUGAAAGAAAUAACAAGGAUGAUUGUUUGGUAUGUUUAGAUGAGAUAGGGGAGGAAACUCAAGUACUGCGUUUGCCUUGUUCACAUAUGUUUCAUGGAGAUUGCGUUACAAAGUGGUUAGAGAAUAGCCAUUACUGUCCGCUUUGCCGCUUUGAGAUGCCUACAGAUUAG